AUGGGGGUUAAAACGAUGCUCCCCAGCUACGAGCUGGGUUUUUACGCUCUCACCGUGACCUGUGCUGUGCUGUACAGCGGCAGCGGGAUCUUCGAAGCAUCCCGAGACAGCAUGAACAGAAAGGCUUUUCGGGAGGGCAUCAAGCCGGGCUGGCACUACUUCGGCAGGAAGAUGGACGUGGCCGAUUUCGAGUGGGUGAUGUGGUUCACCUCGUUCAGGAACGUCAUCAUCUUCGCCCUCUCGGGACAUGUCCUCUUCGGCAAGAUCUGCUCCAUGACGGUGCCACAGCACCGGGCCGUGGUGUACAUGCUGUAUGGGGUCCUGGCCGUGCUGGGCAGCAUGGGGCUCGUCUACCUGAUGAUCAUCCUCUCCCACUGCCUUGUCCUCUACUCCGUCGCGCUGGCCAAGCAGAAGUGGCUCUGCUAUGUGGCCGGGCUUUGCUGUCUCGCCUCCUUCAAGGUGGAGCCGUUCAGCUCCUGGCAGAGUGGGUUUGUAACGGGAGCUUUUGAUCUUCAAGAUGUCCUCUUCUAUGGAGGAAGUGGCUUCACCAUCAUGCGCUGCAUGAGCUUUGCACUCGAGAGCUCUGAGAGGAAAGAGGGCAUCUAUUCCAUCUUCGACCUCCUCAAGUACAACUUCUACCUCCCCUUCUUCUUCUUUGGGCCUGUCAUGACGUUUGACCAGUUCCAUGCCCAGGUGAGCACCCGAGAGCUGAGACGCAAAGAUGACGAGAUGAGGAACAUCCGGGUCCAUGCCCUCCUCCAUGUGGGGGCCAUCAUCGCUGUGGAUAUCUUCUUCCACUUCUUCUACAUCCUCACCCUCCCUUCUGACCUGAAGUUCAUGAACCGCCUCUCGGACUGGUCCUUGGCUGGCUUGGCCUACUCCAAUCUGGUGUAUGACUGGGUGAAAGCUGCUGUCAUGUUUGGGGUCAUCAACACCAUUGCCAGACUGGACCACUUGGACCCACCCCAGCCCCCGAAAUGCAUCACCAUGCUCUACGUCUUUGCAGAAACGCACUUUGACAGAGGGAUUAAUGACUGGCUAUGCAAGUACGUGUAUGACCACAUUGGAGAGGACCAUGACAACAUCAUGAAGGAGCUCGUGGCCACCAUUGCCACCUUUGCCGUCACCACCCUGUGGCUGGGGCCCUGUGAGAUCGUUUACAUCUGGUCUGUCUUCAACUGCUUUGGCCUCAACUUUGAGCUCUGGGUGCAGAAGUUCUUCCAGCAGGAGCCUUUUGCCAAACUGGAGCUGAGACUGAAGACCAACAUCCCUGAUGAUGCCAUGCAGCUCCGUGUCCAAGCCUGGAGACCUGAAGUUCUCUCCUGUGGCCUUUAG
This is a messenger RNA of Egretta garzetta (little egret), 1335 nucleotides long. It is a transcript of the gene HHATL, whose product is annotated as hedgehog acyltransferase like. The transcript has 10 exons. Gene Ontology annotation, molecular function: acyltransferase activity. NCBI's taxonomy places the organism in Eukaryota, Metazoa, Chordata, Aves, Pelecaniformes, Ardeidae. Bases 1 to 1335 code for a protein of 444 amino acids. The record is from RefSeq and is a predicted model, not a curated record. Gene Ontology annotation, biological process: negative regulation of N-terminal protein palmitoylation. Gene Ontology annotation, cellular component: endoplasmic reticulum.